Messenger RNA from Emiliania huxleyi CCMP1516, 783 nucleotides. RefSeq lists its product as hypothetical. The coding region runs from base 1 to 783 and encodes 260 amino acids. The record is from RefSeq and is a predicted model, not a curated record. NCBI's taxonomy places the organism in Eukaryota, Haptophyta, Isochrysidales, Noelaerhabdaceae. Gene Ontology annotation, molecular function: cysteine-type deubiquitinase activity; cysteine-type endopeptidase activity. The transcript has 2 exons. Gene Ontology annotation, biological process: protein deubiquitination. Gene Ontology annotation, cellular component: nucleus; cytosol.
AUGCAUGGCCCCACGCCGCCGAACAGGCCGCGCGGCACGUCGGAUGGCGGCAAGACGUGUGCUGUCUGCGAGAAGCCAUCGACCACGCGAUGCUCAAAGUGCAAGGAGGUGAUGUACUGCUCGGUUGAAUGCCAGAGGCUCGAUUGGAAGGCGGGCCACAAGCAGGUGUGCUGCAGCGGCACCAGCGCCAGCGCGCUGGCCGCAAAGUCGGCGGCCGCGGCGGCGCUUCCACCUCCGUGGGAGCCGUUCAAGCCCGACCCCGAGGUGGAGGCGCUGAUUGACGAGGGCGCGGCCGCGCCCGUGACGGGGAUGGCCAACGUGGGCAACACGUGCUUCCUCAACGUCGUCGUGCAGUGCCUCUUCCACGGCCCGCUCUGGCACUACAUGCAGCGCGGCCUGCCGCGGCACAAGCCGCCGGCGGAGCACGAGCAGGGUUGCGGCGAGCCGGACUGCGUGAUCUGCGAGCUCAACGAGCUGGUCAGGAUGUACGCCAACCCGGGCGCGCGCAAGUGGAUCGCGCCGCGCUCGGUCGUGCGGAAGACUUUGUCCGCGUGCGCCGGCAUCGGGGUGGACUUUGGUCGGAUGCACGACUCGCACGAGUUCGCCAUCGCGGGCAUCAUCAACCGGCUGCUCAACGCCAACCUGCGCGGUGCGCCCGAGGCGAGCGGCAGCGACGAGUACGACUGCCUCGAGUGCCAGACGCUGCAGCACCACCUCUUCGGGGCUCUGCGCGCGCCGCUCCGCGAGAAGAUGAGCCGAGGCCGGAGGGACGGGGCGGGCUGA